Messenger RNA from Spodoptera exigua (beet armyworm), 1981 nucleotides. NCBI's taxonomy places the organism in Eukaryota, Metazoa, Arthropoda, Insecta, Lepidoptera, Noctuidae. The record is from the annotation of a GenBank genome assembly.
CAAAAAGACUUGUGUUCACGUGAUAAACCUACUGUCAAAAUUGUCAUUCACGAAAAAAACAAUACCGCGUGUGAUUUUGUUGUAGUCAAAGAGGUGCUUUACAUUUAUUUUCAUGUGGAAUUUAAAUAAAUACGAUUAAUAUUAACUGUGCACAAGUGGAAAGAACCAUGGCGUGUCCAAUACUGGAAGAUAUAGCUGCCAAAUUCAAUGGUUUCACAGAGAAACCAGUUAAAUUUCUCGCUGUGCAAAGUGACCUUAAAGAUGAUAUUAAAAAUUUGGUUAAAACAAUUUACGAUUACACUAAAACUCAAGAAACUGUCGAUAAAAAAGUAAAGAAAGCUGCGCUACCUGAGUUGAUCGUUCAAGACUUCGAUGAGGAGCAGGUAUGGCAACAAAUAGAACUUCAAAACACAGAAUGUUGGGAUCAGCUUGUGUGGGAUGUAGCUAAUUGUAUGUCCAGUAAAACUAACUUAGAGUUCCCUGUCACGACUUCCAAGGAAGAAAGCGAUGAGAAAAAUAGUUUAGAUAGCGAUAAAUUAAUGUCUGAAGAUGAGGAAAUCUCAGAAUCAGAGAAAUCUGAUCAGAAUGAUGAAGAAGAUGAAAUUAAUGUAAAACCUAAGAAAAAGACAAAAACAGCUCCAAAAUCAAAGGGUAAGAGUUCAAUAGUUGAUGAUCAGUUCUUCAAACUACAAGAAAUGGAGAAAUUUCUAUUAAAUGAAGAAAGGAAUGAAGGUAAGAAAUCUAGAGAAGAUGACAGCGAUGAAGAAUCUAUUGAUAUGUUUAACGAUAUUGAUGAUGAUGAUGGUUCCAAUGAUGAAGAAGGUGGAAAAGAGGCCAUGUACUCAGAUUUCUUCAAUCUGGAUGGAGAAAAUGAGGAAGACCAUAAUGGUGAAGUUAAUGACAACGGAGAGAUGAAUGAUGAUGAAGAUGAUGAAGAAAUGGAGGCUGAAGAAGAUGAUCAGUCAGAUCAAGAGCCUCCGAAAACAGAUACUAAGAAAAAAGUAAAGUUUGCACUUGCUGAAUCGUCAUCAGAUGAUGACGAUGACUCUGUAGACAGCGACACACCUACCAACAACAACAAAAUUCAACCAGACGAAAAGAAAUCAGAGUUUGAACAACGGCAGCUACGUUUGAAACAACAGAUAGAAAAACUAGAACAGAAAACCCUGUCUGAAGCUCCGUGGCAGUUGAAAGGUGAAGUAGACGCUUUGAAACGUCCGCAAAACUCUCUCCUUGAAGAAGUAGUAGACUUUGACCUCACUAGUAGACCACCUCCUGUAAUAACGGAGCAGACCACAGUUACAUUAGAAGACCUAAUCAUACGCAGAAUUAAAGACAAAGCUUGGGAUGAUGUAGAGAAGAAAGAAAAGCCAGUUGAUGACCAACUCUCGUUCCGUAAGAAUGUAGUAUUAGAUCAUGCCAAGAGCAAGUUAAGUUUAGCUCAGGUAUAUGAAGCUGAGUAUUUGAAACAAAAGCAAGCUGCGUCUGGAGAAGUAGAAGAAGAGAAGGAACCAGAGGCUCACACUGAAAUCCGUGACACAAUGAACAAGUUAUUUGCUAAGCUAGAUGCUUUAUGCCACUACCACUACACACCAAAGGCACCACAAGCUGAAGUGAAGAUUGUCAGUAACACACCAGCAAUAUCAAUGGAGGAAGUGGCUCCGGUAGCUACAAGUGAUGCUACAUUAUUAGCUCCUGAAGAAGUUAAGAGGAAGCGUAAAGGAGAACUUAUGAGCAAAGAGGAACGAACACAGACAGAUAAGAACAGAGAAAGAAGGAAAAAGAAGAAGCUACAACGGAAGAAAGGAAAAGUGGCAAAGGUGACAGAACAUCGGAAUACAGAGAAGGGUACCGUAACAACUUGUCCGAAGACGUCAAAGGCAUUCUUUGAGCAACUGACAAACGAUUCUCGAAGUUUAAUUAAGAAAAAUAUUGUAAAAAAUAAAGGACAAUAAUAAUAAAUGUUAUGUUUUCGUUGAUA